Oncorhynchus mykiss (rainbow trout) is the source of this 1271-nucleotide messenger RNA. RefSeq names its product ribosomal protein S6 kinase-related protein. Gene Ontology annotation, biological process: protein phosphorylation. The record is from RefSeq and is a predicted model, not a curated record. Gene Ontology annotation, molecular function: ATP binding; protein serine/threonine kinase activity. Lineage: Eukaryota; Metazoa; Chordata; Actinopteri; Salmoniformes; Salmonidae.
GGGUGAACUGGAGCGGAAUUUCGCCUUCUGUAGAAUACCAUCGAAUGUGAGGUUAUCAUUCGUUUCUCGAGAUGGUCAGACCCACCCUGCGCGCUGUUCAGUCAUGGCGGGUCAGGAAUGUGCGCUCCAUGUUUUACAAGGCAUUGUAAGACCGUGUUAAAACUAACCAAUUGGGAAAAUAAUGAUGUGGGUUUGAUCGAGGUUUACCAAGCAAUGUGAUGGGCAGCAACUCAAGUAAACACAAGAAACAGGUGCCAAGCCAGGAGAGACGACGCAAUCAAGGCUGGCAUGGCCUUCUCUCCAAUAUUGGAAUAUCCUUUACUGAUGGACUUCGCCACCUUGGCCCACCAGUUCUGGCCACACAGGGCAUGGUGCUCGGCAGCGGAGCCCCAAUCCCUGAGGACCUCCUCCCCCCAGGACACAGCCCUCAGAAGCCUGGCAUGGAGUCGACUCUCCCUGGCUUCAUCUCUGUCUUUCUACCUGAGUUCCCACACCGUACAUUUACUGGGCAAGACGAUUUCCAGAUCCUGGGCUUCAUAGCCAAAGGCUCCUUUGGUCCUAUCUUGAAAGUAAAGGACAGGUUGAAGGAGAAGACUUAUGCAGUUAAGGUUUUACCCAAGUCUGAGAUACUGAAGCAUGGGGUCCUGGAACAGUCAAAGGAGGAGGUCAUCAUUCAGCGGCAGCUCAGCCACCCAUUCCUCCACAAUCUGCAGGACUGCUGGCAGACCCAGCGCCACCUCUUCAUUAUGUGUGAGUACUGCAGUACUGGAGACCUGUACACCUACUGGAUACUGAAGGGCCAGUUUGGGGAUGAUGAGGCUCGGGUGUUCGCUGCAGAGCUAGGCUGUGCUUUGGGUUUCCUUCACGACUUUGGGAUCAUGCAUAGGGAUGUGAAGAUGGAGAAUGUCCUUCUGUCUGACCAAGGUCACCUGCGUUUAGCUGACUUUGGACUUUCUCGCCGUCUUGAGCGGGGCGCAAGAGCAUUUACAAUUUGUGGGACAAUCCAAUACAUGGCUCCUGAAGUCCUGAGUGGGGGUCCCUACAGCCAUGCUGCUGAUUGGUGGUCUCUCGGCAUUCUGUUGUUCUCAAUGGUGACUGGAAAGUUCCCUGUACCUCCAGAGCCAGACCACUGCAACAUGCUGAGAAAGGUCAGAGACUGCCCAUACUCCAUACCCAAGACCUUCAGGCCUGCACUAGCCCUUCUGCUCACAGAGCUCCUAUGCAAGAACCCAGCCCAUCGCCUGCUGUACAGCUAUUUUCAGGUUGUGUGA